AUGUCUUCUAAGCAUUUCGUCAACGAUCCAACCAAGCUGGUCAACGACGCUCUUCUUGGCAUCACCCUUGCAAACCCCGCCGUCGCCCUCGAUACUGACAACAAGACCAUCUAUCGCCGCCUAAAUCUCAAUGGAAGCAGUCAAGUCUCCCUUCUCAGCGGCGGCGGUUCUGGCCACGAGCCCUCCUUUGCUGCAUUCGUGGGAAACGGUCUCUUGAGCGCGGCCGUCGCUGGCACCAUCUUUGCGUCACCCAACACUGAACAAGUUCGCAGGGCAAUCAUGGGUCUUGUUGAUUCAACCCGAGGCGUCCUAGUCAUUGUCAUGAACUACACAGGUGACGUUCUCAACUUUGGCGUGGCUGUAGAGCAAGCCAAGUCUGCGGGUCUCGACGUCGAAAUGCUGGUAGUUGCUGACGAUGUCGGCGUUGGUCGUCAGAGAGCCGGCAAAGUAGGCCGUCGAGGAAUUGCCGGAACUGUGCUCGUUCAAAAAAUCGCUGGUGCUCUCGCAGCACAGGGCGCUGACCUGGCAGAGGUGCACAGGAUCGGCAGAUUGGCAGCUGAUAAUCUGGUCAGCGUUGGUGCUAGCCUGGAACAUGUGCAUGUUCCAGGCCAUGCUGCCCAUGGGGACGACGGACUUCAACUUGGUGAAGUUGAGCUGGGAAUGGGAAUCCACAACGAGCCUGGGUCCGGCAGACGCACAGCUGAUUUGCCUGAACUCGUGGCUGCAAUGCUAGCACAACUGUUGGAUGAGAAUGACAAAGACAGGGCGUUUCUCAGUAUCAAGUCUUCAGAUGAGGUAGUGCUUCUUGUUAACAAUCUUGGCGGUGUUAGUGUUCUCGAGAUGGGAGCCAUCACCACGGAGGUUGUAACACAGCUCAAGGGGCAAUACGAUAUCCGCCCCGUACGAGUCUUGAGCGGCACCUACAUGACCAGUCUUAAUGGAUUGGGAUUCAGCAUUUCACUUCUCAAGGUGGUCGACACAGGCAUCUAUGGGUCUGCUAUGGUCCAGUUGCUUGACGCUCCUUCAGAGGCUACAGGUUGGUUUGCUCCCAUCUCUACACAGACAUGGGAAGCGAAGGUCCAGUCAACUCGAGAGUACAAGGAGGCGCCUGUGAGAACAGUCCAAGCAACCGGGCUCAAGCUCAACCCUACAGCUGCGAAAUCGGCACUCGUGAGGGCCCUGGAGCGGGUGGUCGCAUCAGAGCCGGAAAUUACAAAGUACGACCAAGUUGUGGGUGACGGAGACUGUGGGUUCGGCUUGAAGCGCGGUGCGGAAGCUAUUCUUACAUUUCUCUCACGGAGAGAAUUCUCCGGCGACGCUGUGAUCGAUGCAGCGGAUAUUGUGCCUCUUGUGGAAAAGACAAUGGAUGGUACAUCCGGGGCUCUGUAUGCCAUCUUCUUAAAUGCUCUGGUCCGAUCUCUCGCCGCUGCUCCGCCAGGCGAAGCCACGCCACAAGUGUGGGCCAGGGCAUUAGAACAGAGCUCUGCAGCCAUGUCAAAGUAUACAAGUGCCAGGCCUGGUGAUAGAACGCUCGUUGACGCUCUAUAUCCUUUCAUUGAAAUGCUAGGAAAGACUGGAGAUGUAAAGAAGGCUGCAGAGGCUGCAAGCAUCGGCGCAGAGAAGACCAAGGGUAUGAAAGCUAGUCUCGGCCGGACAGUCUACGUAGGAGGUACCGGGUUUCAGGAAUGUCCUGACCCAGGCGCUUGGGGUUUGCGAGCCUUCUUUCUUGGACUUGCUGGAGCUUAG
Molecule: messenger RNA, 1746 nt
Organism: Trichoderma aggressivum f. europaeum
Lineage: Eukaryota; Fungi; Ascomycota; Sordariomycetes; Hypocreales; Hypocreaceae
Exons: 2
Coding region: 1-1746 (581 amino acids)
Biological process (GO): glycerol catabolic process
Cellular component (GO): cytosol
Molecular function (GO): ATP binding; glycerone kinase activity
Source: RefSeq, a predicted model, not a curated record